Penicillium salamii is the source of this 3891-nucleotide messenger RNA. The record is from the annotation of a GenBank genome assembly. Lineage: Eukaryota; Fungi; Ascomycota; Eurotiomycetes; Eurotiales; Aspergillaceae.
AUGUCUUCCCCCACCGACGUCAAAGACUACGGCGACUGGACCGUCAUUCACGACGAAAAUGGACAAACAGAAAACAAGUUGUCCGAUAGAAGAAGAACACUCGCUCGAACAUUAUCUAUCCCAAAGACAAUGUGCAUCAUGUCCGAUACCAAGACCGAGAUAUCCACAGUCACAGAGCUGCUCUCACCCAAGUUGAAACUUCCUCAACUGGGCAAUGAAUCCGCAGAAAGGGUCUUUCCAGUCCGAUCAGCGGUUUCUUUUGACUCGACGCCAUCAUCCGCUCUACCUACACCCUCUCUGGAGAAACUCGAGACCCCGAUAUCUCCAUUCUCAGAUACCCUGGUUGGGGAAGUUGGCAGUGGGCAGUCCGUCUGCCAACAGAAGGGUGCUUUGAAACGUGUCAACUCCAAUGCAAAUAUAUCGAAGGCAUCCGAUGAGACAACCCGAUUACAUCAAAAGAACAGAGACGAGGGUAAGGCCACAUCGACGGCGACGGAGCCUUUGACUGCUCGGCAUAAUCUUGAAGAUGGACUCGAGGCAAAGAUAUGCAAUGAAAGAAGCUUGGACUCGGAUCAUGAGAAGGAAAACCGAGAGCUCUUGAAGAGUCUACGGGAUACCUUGCAAAAUGGUAGCGAUAUUCUCGGCACUUGCACGACGACAACAGGGGUUCAAUAUUCGAGCCAGGCCAGAGAGAACAUUGCCGUUCAGCCAUUUGGAGCGAUUCUUGUUCUUGUAGAAUCUGAUGGCAACUUUGAAGUCAAAGAAGCGAGCAGCAACUCCAAGGAUAUUAUUGGAUAUUCCCCGGAGGAGCUGUUUGGCAUUCAAUCUUUCUGUGACCUUUUGCAAUCUCCACACAUGGAUAACUUCCUAACCCACAGCAAAGCGGUCUUGGAUGGUCAAUACGAUAUUGAAGACUGUGGCCCGGAGGUUUUCUCGUUUUCUGUGAGAUCGCCAGGCGGCGAUCUUCAAAUAGUGUGGUGCAAUAUGCAUAGUACGGAGCCCUACAAGGGGUAUGUCAUUUGCGAGAUCCAGCCAGAAAAUGCAGCCCACCCUCCACAGAGUCAGCCCAAAAGUCAAGCUGUGUGCGAGAGCAAGCAAUUAGACUCAACUUCCGGGGCUUAUUUUAAAGACUUGGUUUCACCAGUCGUGGAUGAAAGCAACAGAUCGAAAGCAUCAGAACUGUUGAACAAAAUCCCCCGAACGCUUCGGCGACUUGCGAAUGCACAGACUCUUGAAAGAUUAGUUCAGCAGGCUGUUUCAGUUCUGCAAGAACAUGUCCAGUUUGACAGAACGAGCAUCUAUCACUUUGAUAGUGAUCGAAAUGGAAUCGUUCUCGCCGACGCCACCACUAUUGUGGAUUUAACUCAGCAUGCAGGCGUUCAUUUUCCAGAGUCGGCAUUUUCGGAAGAUCUCAGGAGACAUUAUACACGGAAAACUGUCUGCUUCUCAUACUCCGCACCGGAAAAUACGGCACAGCUUGUGUGCCGUACUGGUGCGAAGGAAGUACCGCUUGAUCUAUCGCAGUGUUAUCUUUCUGUUCCACCGAGGGUGUCAGAUUCCCAUACAGAGAAUCCAGUCAAAGCAUGUCUCUCUAUUCAUAUCAAUGUUUUUGGCAAGUUGUGGGGACUUAUUUCGUGUCAGUCUUAUACAAGCAAGAGGGGACUCCAUCCCCUUGACCUCAAGCUUUGCUGGUUCAUUGCCGAAGCUGUCUCAAGUAACAUUGAACGUCUGUCAUACAGUCUGCAGUUUCAACUGAAAGAGCCGAGUGACUUGUCGUGCGAAAGCACUGGGGCUCAGGCAAUCAAAACUCCCCAGGGUGACCUGCUCAGCUUGUUCGGCGCGGAUUAUGCUGCAGCGUCUAUCCUCGGCGAAGCAAAAAUUCUGGGACGUCCAACUGACUCGCAGGAAGUCCUUGCGCUGCUAGAAUAUAUGAGAGUCAAAGAAAACGACUCCGUCUGUUGGUCUACUGAUAUCGCUGCUGAUUUCCCCGAUCUCAAUUAUUCACGUGGUUUUCAUCAUCUAGCUGGUUUGUUUUACGUUCCACUUUCAGGAGACGGACACGAUUUCAUCAUAUUCUUUCGGACUAGCUCUGGUGGGCCUCAGUCCGAGCAGACGACGCAGCUGCAUGUUGAACCCGAGGGACAAAAGUCAAAGCGUCAGCAACUUUGGUCGACGACGGACAUCGGGAAAGCCUCCAUCUUAUCCCAGCUGUAUUGCACAUUCACCGAAGUAUGGCAAGAGAAGGAGGUGACCUUGCAGAACAAUCAAUUGAUGAGACUGCUUCUUGCCAACUCUGCACAUGAGUUCAGGACCCCUCUGAACGCUAUCAUCAACUAUCUGGAAAUUGCACUCGAUGGACCGCUGGAUCAAGAGACGAGGGACAAUAUAUCUAGAUCCCAUUCAGCGUCCAGGUCAUUGGUAUAUAUCAUCAAUGAUCUUUUGAAUCUGACCAAUGCCGAGAACGGACAACGGUUGAUAAAAGAUGAGGUAUUCGACCUCUCCGAGACCCUUACCGAAGCCACGGACAUCUUCUGGGAGGAGGCGAGACAGAAGCACGUCGAUCUGCAGGUCGUUCAACACGCUGCUCUGCCUUCCGUACUUGGAGACCAGCGGCGUGUGCGUCAAGUCAUCACCAAUUUGAUCAGUAAUGCAGUGCAGCACACGUCUUCGGGGGCCGUCACAAUCGAAUCCUGUGUCGUGCCAGAAUCACUGAACCCAGACUGUAUUUCUGUCGAGGUUUCCAUCCACGACACUGGUUCCGGCAUGUCACAGGAGACAGUAGAGACUCUGUUCUGCGAACUAGAGCAGGUUUCCAACAAAGGGUAUAUGAAGAACCCGAAGGCCUUUGAUCAGGCGAGUGAUCAGUUCCAGACUACCGAGGGUGUCCUCGGUCUGGGUCUUGCCCUGGUGGCUCGAAUCGUGCGCAACAUGAAUGGUCAACUGAGUCUGAAGUCCGAGGCAGGGAAAGGAAGCUGCUUCAAGAUUAGGCUUGAGUUUCCUCUUCCCGAGGAGGGGAGUGUGCAAAGCCCAGUUGGUGUCGCAGCCGGGCACAUGAACACAAACCAAGAUGAACUAAAGCAAGGCAGUGCAUCAAGUUGCAUGAACCAGGAGAAAGGUGGCAUUCCAUGUGAAUGUGGUGAGACUCCGGAGUUCAGAUCUGGAGAACAUGGUGUCUAUAUUGAUGUGAAUCUGAAAACCGGCGAGAGUAGAACCCUCGCACUUUCUGCUGAGAAUAUCGAGAGCGAAGCAAACAAGCCAGACUCAAAUCCCUCGCCACCCGAAAGCACCGCACGAUCACUUCAAUCUUCUCAGAAACAAUCCUUACAAGCUGCACCAGAAACACAGUCCACCGACUCGUCACCAAUGGAUUGGAGUCUGCAUGUCCUCGUUGCUGAAGACGAACCCAUCAACAGCACGAUCGUGAAGAAGCGCUUGGAGAAGUUCGGCCAUACCGUUCACCUCACAUCCAACGGCAAAGAAUGUUUGACCGUCUACAAGGAGAGCCCCGGUCGCUUUGAUGCUGUGCUCAUGGAUCUGCAAGUAGGUCAACCGUAUCUCCAAAGACAUACACCCGCUCACUGUUUUGUUUUUCCACAGAUGCCCAUCGUUGAUGGCCUCAGUGCAACGAGGUUGAUCCGCGAAUACGAGCAGCAGGAGAUAGCGAAUGAGUCGACCCCUGCGCCUCGCAUUCCCAUCUUUGCCGUCUCGGCAUCUCUGGUUGAAGAGAACCGCGCCACAUAUAUCAGGACGGGGUUCGAUGGUUGGAUCUUGAAGCCGAUCGAUUUCCAUCGUUUGGAUCGGUUGCUCGGGGGUAUAAAGCACCAAUGGGUACGAGAAGAGCACAUCUAUCAGCCUGGGGAGUGGGAGGAGGGUGGAUGGUUCAAGGGCUAG